Molecule: messenger RNA, 3305 nt
Organism: Tachysurus vachellii
Lineage: Eukaryota; Metazoa; Chordata; Actinopteri; Siluriformes; Bagridae
Gene: pheta1
Product: PH domain containing endocytic trafficking adaptor 1
Exons: 3
Coding region: 237-995 (252 amino acids)
Biological process (GO): receptor recycling; retrograde transport, endosome to Golgi; endosome organization
Cellular component (GO): recycling endosome; early endosome; trans-Golgi network
Source: RefSeq, a predicted model, not a curated record
UGUCACCUAAACGUAGUUUACAGGGAAACGUUCGGUUAAGGAUGUUCUAGUGUGGCUUUUCUCCUCGAACCUGUUUUCCAACAAUGUCCCGCCUCCUGAGCUAGGACUGGUUAGGAGUUCGCACUUGCGCCACGUUGAUUGAACUGUGUGAUUUUGAGCCUCAGCAUUGGUGAUGAUGUGAUGUGAAGAGACGACGCUACCCACAGUGUGUCGCUGUGUGUGUGUGAGGUGUGGCGAUGAAGCUGAAUGAGCGGAGCGUGGUGCACUAUGCCACCUGUGGCAUUCCUCCUGAUAAAUCAGGCUUCCUGAUGAAGAAGAGUGAGCGCAGCGGGACGUUCCACCGCCGAUGGUGUGUCCUUAAAGCCAACAUGCUCUUCCUGUUCGAGGAGCGCGGGAGGCGCGAGCCGCUGGGCCUGGUGGUGCUUGAGGGUUGCACGGUGGAGCUGUGUGAGAGCGAGCGGGUCGACUUUGCUUUCGCUGUACGAUUUGGCCAGAGCCACACACACACCCUCGCCGCCGACACGCAGGAAGAGAUGGAGGACUGGGCUAAGGCGUUAGCGCGUGCUAGCUUCCAAUAUCUGCGUCUGGUUGUGCGCGAGCUUGAGAAACAGCUGGAGGAGGCACAGAAGAAGUCUGAGGAUGGAGCAGCAGGGGGUGUCGGAGAAAUCACAGCACUCCAUCCUGAUCCAACCCGCAGGGAGAACGGAAUUUCCUGGAAUGAACCAUCACAACCCGAAGAUCUCAGAAUUUUGGGAAGAGAGAACAGCGCCUCCUGGAACAAACCCAUGGUUGCUAAUGGGGUGGCGUGGGAGGGUGAGUGUGGCGUCAGGGGCCGUCCUCCACCUAUUCCUCCACGCAGGAAAAGCCCCCCUGAGAUGGGAGUGGCUCACGGAGAUAUGGGUGUGUCUCCCGGGACCACCUGCUUCUCCAAACUGCACGAAUGGUACGGAAAGGAAGUAGCUCAGAUCCGCAGAGAGUGGCUGCAGAGUCAGUAGCAGGAGUGUGUGUGUCGGAGCUGGGGUGCUAAUCACAGUAUUUGACACCGCAGUGUCACCGCGGUUACUUAUUAAGAGGCGGAGUUAACGAGACUGCAAACAUGACAAUGAGACAGAAUGCUUCAACGCUGUAAGACAGCCAAGCGUGAGAAGCUAUAACACCAGCACGUGUUCAGACGGACGAGGAGUCGAAUGUACAGAAGAAUAAACCUGCUUCAAUCUCUCCGUCUCUAAUCUUCUUAACUUCCACUCUGGAAUUUUUAGACCAAUUCCAAAACAAAGGAAUAAAUGUGGCAAAUAGGAACCAGAAGUCUGUCUGAUAAAGCUGCACAACUGAAUCUCGUCUACCAGCAUCUUAUCUUCAUGAGUUAAUGAUGUCAUCUCGGUGCUGCGCCAUCCUGCCUUUUGCCUGUUUUUUUACUCUCUGUCUUUAAUCUAACAUCCUGUAUAAUCUCACAGCUUUAUACAUACGGACAGGACAAACACAUUUUAUACGGUUUUUGUUCCAUUAUUUCGGUGAUUUUAAGGUGCAUCUUUAAACAGGAAGUGCCUUUUAUUUCGCUGUGUUUUUUCCACCAUACAAAAAAGUGAAGGUUCUCUGAGGGGGUAGGGGGUAAAGGGUAGGGGGCAUUAUGGAGCAGCACAGGUGUGUCUAGAGGCACGCUGAUAACAGACCAGUUUUAAAGUUUAUAAGUGUUUAUUUUUUAAGUAACUGCUCACAUACAUCUUAUUAACGACUAUAAAAAUGUAACUUGACUUACACAGAAUCCUUUUUUCAAUUUUUUAAAAACCUGUUUUAACCAAAAAGAAAAGAAAGACACACUGGACACCACAUCCAAACUACUCACUGUUUCUAUGGAAACAUUCUGAUUAUCUGAUAUCUGAUAAACUCUUGUUAUACAAUUCUGUCAGAUUUGUAGGAUUUUAUCUCUAGUAUCUGAUCCAGUUUUAUUACUAGGUUAGUAAAAAUGUAAGAUCGUGUUCCUCGUAGCUCUGCCCCUGUGAACCGUUAGUUAACAUUAAUGCCCAUUUAUAACAAUAAUAAGACAAAAAACAACCAGCUGAAGCCUUUCUGGAAAAAAGAAAAAGUUUUGCUUCUUUGUGUGGUGGAAACAAAGUUCUAUUUGAGUUUUAUGAAUAUUUUAAGCCUGCGUGUGUGUGUGUGUGUGCACACGUUAGUGUGUGCGUGUAUGUAUGCACAUGUGUUUGUAUGGGUAGACUUGUUUGUGUGUGUGUCUGUGUGCAUGUAAGUGUACGCAUGUGUGUGGACGUGUGUGCUGGUAUGUGUGCACGUUUUUGUGUGUGCACGCGCACGUGUGUUUGUGUGUGUGGGUGGACCUGUGUGUGCGUGUCUGUGUGUGCAGAUAAGUGUGUGUGUAUGUGUGUGUGCAGGACAUCAGCAAGCUGGAGCUGGUCUUUAGCAGAAUGUAUUCAUCCUAAUGGAGACACAUUUCUCAAGUGUGUAUGCGCCAAAUCCAGUCACUGUGAUUGACAGCAGGAGGCUUACAAACCUGACUUAUGUUUCCUUUAUAGAUUUUUUAACAGGAAUUGUUUCCAUGGUUAACGCUUAGCUAGCUAGCUCUGCUAGUCUGCUUACUCCUCCUCUCUGAAGGAGUUAUAUUUCUGUCCAAUCACACGCAAACACUUUUUAUUUAAACAAAAGUACACGGUACUUGACAUUCUUUAUAAAACAAAACGAAGGACCUGAUGCACUUUUUUAUUUUGGGAGAAACGUUAAUACAGGUUUUACAGAGACAGUGGCUCUGUGUGUGAGUUCAGUGGUUACUGUAUAGUCAUCAUAAACUCUAUAUCUAUAACUACAUCAUUUACACUUCUUCAUUUAUCAGCUCUAUUUAGUUUUUUUUCAGUUCAUUAAAGCAGCAUUACAAAAGGAAAAACUCUCCUUUUUAUGAUAAUCAGCAGAUGCAGUCACUGUUACCUUCUAGUUCUUUUCCUGAAGCUUCACAAUACAAAGUUCUGAAAGUAUCUGACUGUUACGAAGCGCAGACACUAGAGUCUCCUAACAUUCCUAAUCUUUAAGCGUCUCCUUUCUUUAGGAAGACUUCAACACAUCAGUGAUUUUGACAAGGUGGAGUUUGUUGAUUAUAAAGAGGGAACAGUUGAUCUCUGGUUCUGUUCACUGUAAGACAUGAACUUCUGUUCAUGGUACUGAAUUUUCAGCAGCUUAAUCACUCAGCAUUUCAGAAUGUUAUGGAUUUGUAUGAAGUUUAACUCUGUCAUUGUAUGAAAUUAAACUCUGUUUCUCUGUCUAACAAUUGUAUUUGCAAAUAAACCACUUUUUUCCAACAA